ACUGUGUCAUUAUUUUGCUGCCUUUAUUCUGUUCCCUGUCUGAUCAGUUAUAUUAUUGUGAAUUAAAUUUAAACUGGUUAAUUAUGCAAGCAACCUCGCAGUAUGGCAGACAGAACCUAGACCGUACUUGAUGAAGAUCAUUAGCUUGGCCGGUGAUGAGUUGGUUAACUUAGUUUGUCUUGUAUAAAAUCCAAAAUUCAUGAGGACCAUAGGCAAAUAGCAGUUCAUUCACAUACAGUCGAAGCUAUGCAUGAUAAUUUAUCUAUGGGAAAUGAAUGUUGUCUUUCAAUCACAAGAAAACAAUGUACUAUCAACUUGCAGAGCAUUUUACUCCAAAUCAAUCCUCUAAAUUAACGCAUCUGGCAUAUGUGCGCGAUUGCAGCAGCUGGGAGCUGCAGCGCUGAGGGGAGGGCGGAGUGUCAAUCACUCGCCGCGCCGCAGGGGCUGCUGGGACAGGGGCCUAGUGCGGCGCUUGACCGAGUGGCUGGUGUGUGGUAGCGAGGAAGAACAAAUAACUGGGGCAGGGGGAGCAUCCGAGGCGAGGGAGACACGAAAGUCAAGCCGCCGCUUUCCUUCUGAAGGCGGGAGUGCCGGGCGGGCCGCAUCAUGACUACCGCCGUGGUCCAGGUCUCCAACGUCUCCCCGGUGGCGAGCAGCGAGCAGCUGAGGACGCUCUUCAGCUUCCUGGGAGAGAUCGAGGAGUUCCGCGUCUUCCCUCCCGACAAUUCGCCUAUCCCAGUUUCGUCAAGGGUAUGUUACAUUAAAUAUCACGAUCCCGUGAGUGUUGGUGUGGCCCAGCAUCUAACAAACGUGGUUUUUAUAGACAGAGGCCUGAUUGUUGUACCCUUUAAUGAAGGUAAAAUCCCAGAUGAAUCCAAAGCCUUGCCCCUUUUGGCUCCUGCCACUUCUGUUACAGGACUGAUGUCUGGUGCAGGAUUGCUCCCAGUACCUACUUCAAACCCUCUGGCUUCCAUUACUGCAGUCGAAGCAACCGCAAGUGCAAUGGGGACUGUUGUUGGUUCUGUCCCUAUUACUACACUGGGAGCACUACAAGCUGGACUCGAUCCUUCCCUAACAGCAUUAGGAAUAAGCUCUCAACCUCCAACGAUGGGCAAUGUCGAUCCUUCCAAGAUUGAAGAAAUUAGAAGAACCAUUUAUGUUGGAAACCUGAAUUCACAGACAACAACAGCAGACCAGCUACUAGAAUUUUUCAGCCAAGUGGGUGAGGUGAAAUUUGUACGUAUGGCAGGAGAUGAGACACAGCCAACCCGAUUUGCCUUUGUGGAAUUUGCUGAGCAGUCUUCAGUUCUACGAGCCUUAGCCUUCAAUGGAGCCAUGUUUGGGGACAGACCAUUAAAAAUCAAUCAUUCUAAUAAUGCGAUCGUGAAGCCUCCAGAGAUGACACCACAGGCUGCUGCUAAAGAGCUUGAAGAAGUGAUGAAGAGAGUGAGAGAAGCCCAGUCCUUUAUAUCAGCAGUUAUUGAACCAGUGGCGGAAAAAGAAGGUGCUGAAACAAACAGAAGAUCCCGAUCCUAUUCCCGAUCACGAAAGAAAAGAUCUCGCUCCAGUUCAAAACAAAGACACUCCAGGAGUAGAUCACAACAUAGAUCUCCCUCAAGGCACAAAGACAGGCGUGAUUCUAAGAGUCCUCAAGCAAAGCGUUCAAGAUCAAAAGAUAGGCGAAGAUCAAAAAGUCCUUCCCAAUCAAGGGAAAAGAAGCCCGAAGGAAACAGUAAAGGGAAGGAAGAAAGCAAAGAUGGAGAUGCGGAAGAUGGGAAAAAGAAAGAAAAGAACUCCAGCACUCCACCAAGAAGAAACAGCUCAUGCAGAAGAUCUCGAAGUUCAAGCAGAGAAAAAUAUAGAAAGAAAAGCAGAAGUUUAUCAAGAAAAAGAUCCAAGACGCCUAAAAGGAGGUCUAAGACGCCAAAAAGAAGGUCCCGGUCACCACGCAGGAGGUCCCGGUCGCCGAGGAGGAGGUCCCGGUCGCCGAGGAGGAGGUCCCGGUCGCCGAGGAGGAGGUCCCGGUCGCCGAGGAGGAGGUCCCGGUCGCCGAGGAGGAGGUCCCGGUCGCCGAGGAGGAGGUCCCGGUCGCCGAGGAGGAAGUCCCGGUCGCCGAGGAGAAGGUCCAGGUCACCGAGGAGAAGAUCCAGGUCGCCGAGGAGGAGGUCCAGGUCACCAAAAAGAAGACCCAGGACACCAAAAAGAAGGCUUUCCAAAUCUCCAUCUCCAAGAAGAAAUAGGAAAGAGAAAAGAAAAGACAAAGAUAGAGAACAGAGCAAAGAUGGAGUUGAGAACAGAGAAAAUUCAAGCAGCCAAAGUGUAGACAAAAGUAAACGCGAUCAUUCCACCUCAAAGAAGAAGAAAGAGAAGGACAAGGAGAAAGAGAAGGACAAGGAGAAAGAGAAGGACAAGGAGAAAGAGAAGGACAAGGAGAAAGAGAAGGACAAGGAGAAAGAGAAGGACAAGGAGAAAGAGAAGGACAAGGAGAAAGAGAAGGACAGGGAAAAAGGGAAAGACAGGGAGAGGGAAAGGGGGAAAGACAGGGAAAGGGAGAAAGAGAGGGAAAAAGCAAAAGGCAAGGAGAAGGACAAAGACAAGGUGAAGGAGGAAAAAGAUGAGGGGAAAGAUGCAGUGAAGGAGGAGAAAGAUGCAGUGAAGGAGGAGAAAGACGCAGUGAAGGAGGAGAAAGACAUGGAGAAAGACAGGGUGAAGGAGGUGAAAAGUGAGGGGAUAGAGGAGGGGAUAGAGGAGGAGAAAGAUGAGGGGAAAGAAAAGGUGGAGGAGAGUGAUGAGAGGGAGGAGAAAGAUGAGGUGAAAGAGAAGGAGGAUGAGAAAGACAAGGCAAAAGAAGAGAAGGAUGAGGAGAAGGAGAAAGAAGAGCAGAAAGACAAGGCAAAGGAUGAGGAGAAGGAGGAGAAAGAAGAGCAGCAAGAUAAGGCAGAGGAGGAGGAGAAAGAAGAGCAGAAAGAUGAGGCAAAGGAGGAGAAGGACGAGGAGGAGGAGAAAGAUAAGGCAGAGCAGAAGGAUGAGGAGAAGGGCAGAGAAGAAAAGGACAAAGAACAAGACUGCAACAUCAAGCUGGACAAGAGUGAUAUCAAGGUGGGAGAAGACUUUGUUAACGAAGAUGGUUUUAACAUUGGCAAAAGCAAAGACAUCACAGGACCCAGGAGUGAGGUCUUGGUUGAUGUUAAAGAAAAUGGUAACCACAACCUGAUUCAACCUAGCACAGAAGAAGCACAAAAGUCUGAGAAUAUUCUUUUAGUUAAUGUUGAAGAGGAAAAUGGGGCGAAAACAGACACUCUAUCUAUGGACUUAAAUGAUAUGCAGAACAAGUCUGUUUCUUUGAUUGAAGAAGAUUGUCUUUAGCAACUCAGUCUUUCUAGAAUGGUUACAUAUCUGUGUGACAUCUUUAAUGAAUCCCUGAACUGGGUGUUUCUUCAAUCUUCAAACAGUUAGAAUGAAAGGAACCUGUAUUGUAAAAGUAUGCCUUGUCAGCUCAUGAACUUACAAACAUAGAAUGGAUAGAUCUGUAAGUAGUGUCACUCAGAUUAAAAAUGACAAAGUCCCACCUUUGUCAUGAAGGAACUGUAAAUAUAUGUAUUACUUUUUUAAGCUUACAUAAUACCCAUAUUUGCCUUCACAGAAUUUUGUUAAAUCUGUAAGAUGUACGUAUAUUAUUUUGCUAGUAUUGUUAAUGAGCAGAGGGAAUGGUAUCAUACUCCCGCUGAUUAUUUUAUGAACAAUUUCAUCAUCUGGAAUUUUUUCACUCCUUGGAGCUGUAGAUUUGGCUGUUUGCCAAAGUAUUGAGAACUGAAAUAAUUCCCACAGCAUGAUACACAGAACAGAACGAGAUACAUGUUGACCACAUGUCAAAUAAAAUUGACAUUUCCAAUCUCUGCAUCUUUCUAUUUGUACUUUUAGAUUUGGAGAAAAUAUAAAACCAAGCUUUGUAGGAAAAUGCAUUCAAGAUAGCAUAAGUUUUAUGAUGUGAUAGGCAAUGAUGUUACACAGAAACAAUGCUAGUAUCACAAUUGAAUGUGUCCACUUUAGUUUUCUGAUUAUUAUUGUUAGAUCAGUAUACUGGCUCUGAUUGGGAUUGAAAAGAAUAAUACUAAUUUAUUUACGGUUUAUGGAAUUCAUAAAUCAAUUUUGAGUGUUUCCACAAAUUAUUUUUGUUACUGAAUGCUAUAAACUAGGGUCAUUUUUCACAAGUGUUUUGCCUCUUCUUACUGGUACAUCACUGAUUCUAGAUAAGCUCUAACGAAUUCAUGAACAAACUUACCAAAACUGGACCUGUGAGGUUUAGUAGAUAGAGCAAUAGCAAUGACAUAAUGGUACCUGCUGGCUACAUUAAAUCUAAAUGUCCUAAACUGAUGCUAAAUCAUGCCAGUUAGGAAGUUCCCAUGUUUAGUGAACUGAUGGGUUACUUUCAAUUUGGGAUUUGGCAAAUGGAUUCAAUGCUGUGGAAGAGAAAAGGAAUUAGCAACUGGGCUGUAUGAUUUUAAGUACAGUUCCUGGCCCUUACAAGAAUUGUGAAAAUGUAAAUUUUAAUCAAGGAUUGGUUAUAUUGCUCAAAAUACUGUAAGACUCUUGAUAGCCAUUGAACAUUAUUCUUUUAUGACAUGCCAACUUCAGAAGAGGGAAGUAAACUGAACAAGGAAUGCAGUAGCAUAAAAUAUUCUAUCAAUUCUAAACUAUUCAUUUUAACCCAUUAUUUCUAAGAGACCAGUACAGUAUAUGGCAAAAAGGAAUUACCUCAACCUCUUGAUUUUUAUGGGCUAAGGUGCUGUAAAAUAAUGGUGAAUAUUUAUAAGUAGUUAAUGGAACACUUUUCUGACAAUAGUGCUUAUUUCUGUUUUAUUAAUUUCCAUUAUUUUCUAUGCCAAUUGAUUGUUUUGACCUAAUUAACAGGAAAAAUGGUUAAGCUACAUUAAUUGCUCUUCAUGACCCAGUUCAAUACAACUAAAAUCAAAUAGAUGGUUUUUAAAGGUCAUAGUUUGUCUGCUUUGUUAUUCUAAACUAUCGUUGAAUGUUUUGGAGAAAAUAUGAACUGUCCUUGAAUUCUUUGUGCUGUACCAGGAUAUACUAUGCUGUACUAUGAUACACAGUUUGUAACAGCUCCAAAAUUAGUCUUGUUAAAAUGAGCAUCCAUCUAUUCAGAGUCCAAAUAACCAUUUCAUCAAUUUUACAAAAUAACUCAUGAUUUAUUAUUUCUUCAUUCAUCGAACCAAUAACACAGUGAAAACGUUUGAUUUCUCAUGAUAGAAGUUCACAUUUGAAAAAUAAGCUCCAGGCCUGUACUGCUUACAUUUUGAAAGAUGCUGUGUGUUACAGUGCAGUAUAUAGAAUGUUUACUGACAUUUUGUAAUAUUUAGCAUUUGUAAGACAGUGAAAGUCUGCAAAGAUGCUAUUUGUAUGUUGUGUUCAACUGUGAAGUGCAAUUUUCUAUUAAAAUUUAUUAUACAAAAAGAACCACUCAUAAUACAAAACUUGUAAAUUGAUUAGUUGCUAAUUACAAUCUAUUUCAAAAAUGUGACUGGAGUCAUCUUUGUAGCACUAAGAGCUUGUUAUGUGAUACCCAUUUACAAAUAAUCGCAUAUUGAUAACGUGAUUAUUUGUUACAACUGUUUCUUUUUAAUUGUUCAAGAAUUAAUAA
Pristis pectinata (smalltooth sawfish) is the source of this 5656-nucleotide messenger RNA. RefSeq names its product splicing regulatory glutamine/lysine-rich protein 1 (gene srek1). Bases 607 to 3366 code for a protein of 919 amino acids. NCBI's taxonomy places the organism in Eukaryota, Metazoa, Chordata, Chondrichthyes, Rhinopristiformes, Pristidae. Gene Ontology annotation, molecular function: RNA binding. Gene Ontology annotation, cellular component: nucleoplasm. The record is from RefSeq and is a predicted model, not a curated record. The transcript is spliced from 12 exons.